AUGUCCACAAUCAAGGAGCGAUAUGAGAGUUCACCAGGGCCUUUUGUUUCUUUGGAAUUUUUCCCUCCCAAAACACAGUCAGGGAAACAAAACUUGAUGGCACGAAUGGGUCGAAUGACAGCUCUCAACCCACUAUUUCUGACUGUUACAUGGGGCGCGGGGGGCACCACGGCUAAAAAAACAUUGGAGCUUGCGGCGCUGGCUCAAAGAGAGCUAAACAUACCGGUGUGUAUGCAUCUGACUUGCACCAACACCAGUAGAGAGGUCAUCGACAACGCUUUGAAAGAGGCUCACAAAGCUGAUAUUCGUAAUAUUUUAGCACUCAGAGGCGAUCCACCUGUGGGUGAGGAUUGGGACCAAGGGUCUGCUCCAUCUGAUUUCAAAUAUGCGGUCGACCUCGUCCGGUACAUCAAAAAAGAAUAUAAGGACGAUUUUUGCAUUGGUGUGGCAGCUUAUCCUGAAGGCCAUUGUGAAGGUGAAGCCGAUGUGAUGGAUCAUAGUUCGUUGAGAGACUUGCCAUUUUUGAAAGAAAAAGUGGACGCCGGUGCAGAUUUCGUCAUCACACAGCUGUUUUACGAUGUCGAGAAGUUUCUAAGUUUUGAGAAAUUGUUCCGUGAGCAGGUUUCCAGUACUUUGCCCCUUUUCCCAGGUCUAAUGCCAAUCAACUCCUACCAACUGUUCAAUAGGGCAUCGAAAUUAUCGCAUGCUUCAAUUCCCGCUUCUAUCCUCAACCGUUUCCCUUCCGAAUACCACGCUGAUGAUAACAAAAUCCGUGCCAUUGGUGUGGAUGUUCUGUCUGAAAUUGUGGAAACUAUAUAUGAAAGGACUGAGGGAAGAGUGAAGGGGUUCCAUUUCUAUACGCUGAAUUUGGAAAAAGCUGUUGCACAGAUUGUAACGAAUGCGCCAUGCCUUGCAAAAAUGUUCGAAGAAGAAAAAGAUGACGAUUUGGUCGAUGGAAUAGAGGAAAUAGCUUUGGAAGAUUCGGAUACCAGUGACAGCUCAAAUAUGAAGAAGAGAAGGCGCCAGUCAUCUUCACAUAAUCCUGAUAGGACCUCAAAUCGAGUUCUUAUUGACGACGAGGAUAGAAAUAUUGUAAAGGGAAGGGAACCGUCCGGAGCACCCUCUAGGAAAGUCGUUUUGUCAAUAUCUAAAGGUUCGGGUAGUCUUGGUAAAGAUGCCACAUGGGAUGAGUUCACCAAUGGUCGGUUUGGUGAUUCUCGUUCGCCAGCGUUUGGUGAAAUUGAUGGAUACGGCCCCUCAUUGAAAGUGAGCAACCAAAAAGCUUAUAAAGUGUGGGGACAACCACAAUGCGUCAAAGAUAUACAAACCUUGUUCAAAAGGUAUUUGGAGGGAGCUCUAGAGGCAUUACCAUGGUCAGAUCUUGGACUCUCACCUGAAACUGCAUUGAUCCAAGAAGAGUUAAUUCAGCUCAAUGAACGCGGAUAUCUUACAUUAGCAUCACAGCCGGCGACUAGUUCCACAUCUAGCACGGACAAAAUAUUUGGAUGGGGUCCUCGAGGUGGCUAUAUUUAUCAGAAGUCAUUUGUUGAGAUGUUCGUGCAUAAGGAACAAUGGAACAAUGUAUUGAAACCCAAACUUGAGCCGUUGUCGCCAACUGUGAGUUUUUAUGUUGGAGACUCUGGUGAAGCCUUUCACUCGAGCCUUGAAACGGACGGAUCCAGCGUGGUCACUUGGGGUGUAUUCCCAAAUUCAGAGAUUUUGCAAACCACAAUAGUCGAAGAGGAAUCUUUCAAAGCAUGGAGAGACGAAGCCUUUAGUAUAUGGCUAGAGUGGAGCAAGCUUUUCCCCCGUGGUUCUGCCACCAAUUCGCUCCUGAGACAAGUGCACAAGGACUAUUACCUCGUGUCAAUUGUCCAUCACGACUUUAGCCAGUGUGACGCGCUGUGGGACCUGCUAUUGACCUGA
Lachancea lanzarotensis is the source of this 1926-nucleotide messenger RNA. It is a transcript of the gene MET12, whose product is annotated as LALA0S04e05050g1_1. Gene Ontology annotation, cellular component: cytosol. The record is from RefSeq and is a predicted model, not a curated record. Lineage: Eukaryota; Fungi; Ascomycota; Saccharomycetes; Saccharomycetales; Saccharomycetaceae. The transcript has a single exon. Gene Ontology annotation, biological process: tetrahydrofolate interconversion. Bases 1 to 1926 code for a protein of 641 amino acids. Gene Ontology annotation, molecular function: FAD binding; methylenetetrahydrofolate reductase [NAD(P)H] activity.